Vitrella brassicaformis is the source of this 2163-nucleotide messenger RNA. The record is from the annotation of a GenBank genome assembly. NCBI's taxonomy places the organism in Eukaryota, Vitrellaceae.
CGACUCACUCAAGACUAAUGAGUACACACACAACAAAGUCCCCCUUGCUCGCAUGAGUGAGUGAAUGUGUGUGGUAUCCAUCAAGGAGCGUUGAGAUGAGCGCAUACACAAAAGGGCUGGCUCAUCUCUGACAAACAUGAAUACAUCAGUGCGCACCGACGUGACGUCUGUGUAAAAACGGCAUGGAUUCUGCAUCACGGGCAGCUAGCUGGAUGCACACUCUACGCUUGGCCUCCUGGCCAUCCUCCAUCCGUGCGCCACCGGCCCACCUCGGUCAACCUGGCACACAAGGGAUCACAUCGCCAGACCGCCGCACACAAAUGAAGGCACGAAAGAAUGUCAUGAUGAUUUUGUUCCUCUCCUCCGCCCCGCUCACCCUCUUUCUCCUGCUGCUGCUGCUGCUGCUGGCGGUCACCACCGCCAUCCCCGCCGAUGUCGUCCAACUCAUCCUCCGACUCGCCAUCCAUAUCUGCACACACUCCCAAACAUACAAAAGAGCCCAACAGCACAUACACAUCUCCCCCACCCACCCUCACCGUCAUCGUCGUCAUCGUCAUCAUCCUCGUCCUCUGCACACCACCACACACAGCACACAGCACACAGCACACCGAUUAUCCGACCUGUCCGGACUGCCAGCUGCAUGUACACUGACCCUCAUCGUCUCCCUGGUCUUGUUUCUGGUAGAUGGCCAUAUCUGCGAUGGUGUUGCCCAGCAGGCCGCCCACGAGAGGGGCGGUAGUGGGCCGGCGGUCCUUGAAGGCAUCCGAUGCAUCACCCACUGGCGGCUCGGUGGUGACGACCCGAACACACACUGCACUCAGCGAAACAGCGCAACGCGUCAAAGGGUGGGUGGCAUUAUCAAUCAUACCAUCCCUUCCAUCCCUUCCUUGCCUGUGUUGGUUUCGCUGGGGAUGAUGAGAUCGAUCCAUGCGACGAACGGGCGGUCGAAUGGCGUCAGCAGCAGAGUCCGGCACUCUGCAGGGGGAACCAUAUCGUCGAACCUGUGCGCCAUGACGGCGCUGCAGCCGUUGGGCGGCUGGUGCGGCAAGUGGUUCAUGAGGCCGUGCAGCACACCGCCGUGGGCAUGUCUGAAGAGGCCAACACAGAACAGAGGAAGAGGCCGUGAUAAAUGGAUGUGCGUGUCUGCGUCUGAGUGUGGUGUGGUGUGGUGUGGUGUGUCCUGCGUACCUGUCGACCAGAACCACAGGAGCAUGGCCCCAAUUUGCUGGCCACAUGAUGACCCUCAUGAUGAAGGCCGACACUGAGGCAUCAGUGGUCACCUCAGCACCUGCCGUCCAGCUGUCCCCCUGUGGGUCGAUCGAGGAUCUGACGGGCGGGUUGCCGUCGAUGAUGUGUGGGUGGUAUGGGUGAGCAGGGGGGAGGGGGGGAUUGAUGUCCAGCUCGAAGCCAGGCGCGUCACGCAGGGCGCGCACACCGCCGCCCGGCUGGUCGAAAAGCUCAAAACGGCCGUAGUUGCCGCCGAACUCGACGUGUCUGCCGACCAUCUUCCACAACGCAACCACACGCACAUCGGCCAAAUACGCCUGCACGGACACAGACAAACACAUGAGUGCCAACUAUCCCACCCUGAUUACGGCCACCUGUUGGCUAUCGUGCCUCUGCAGGUCACAUGCGACCGGGAGCUGACAGUAGCCGUACUGCGCUGCCAGCUUCAGCGCAUCGGCCACCUCUGUCCACUGCUGUGUGUCCAUCAGCCAGAUGGCCUUGAGCAGCAGAGGGCGGUCGAGCUGCGCGUCGAAUGUGAUGAUGGUGUGCAAUCCCUUGGCCGACAGGCAGCGAUUGAGUCGGUUGCGCAGGACAGACACGUGGGGAGAAGUCGACGGACCAGAGGAAGUGCGCCGUGGCUCUGAGGCUGCCGACCUCCGACAGGCUGCACACAGGCAAAGCACAACACACACACACACACAACUGCCUCUCCCCUUCCCUCAUCCGUUCGUGUGUCCUGUGCGUACGUGUGCAGGGCAUCUCUGUGGGCUUUGUGGAGGAAAUCGAGUGUAUGGCCAUCGAUGACGGCACCAUGGCCGUCCGCAGUGUGGUUAUUGCCCAUCUUGCAGUCUACGAGGACGGAUGACCAGGUCCUUAAGUGCACGUCACCUACCUUCGCGCGACCGCUGGUUGCUCUUGGGAGGGCUUCGAUGUCUA